AUGCUGCUGGGCCAGGCGCUGCUGCUGCUCAGCCGCUCAGCAGCAGCAGCGCCUCCUGCUUCGGUAUUUGCUGCAGCUGCAACUGCUGCUGCAGGGGCGAAGCAGCAGCAGAAUCAGCAGCAGAAGAAGCACCAGGGGCUGCAGCGGCAGCAGCAGCAGCUGCGGGCGUUCUGCAGCCGCACGAGACACGGCGACAUUCUCAGCAGCAGCAGCAGCAACAGCAGCAAGAACAGCAGCAGCAGCAAGUAUUGUGGCUGUAAGCCCCACGCUGCUGCAGCAAUGGCCACAAGGGUUGCCCGCAGGGGCCUUUUAAGCUUCUCUUUAGAAGACGAGGAGCAGGAGGAAUCCUCUCCGCAGCAGCACCAGCAGCAGCAGGGACAGCAGCAGCAGCAGCAGCAGCAGCGCCGCCGCCACCGGGACGAGGACAGUCACGGCCACAGCAGCAGCAGCAGCAGCAGACACAAGACGCGCACCCUGCAGAACAGCUCCCGCAGCAGCCGCAGCGGCAGCUGCAGCAGCAGCAGCAGCAGCAGCAGCAGCUCGACCAACAGCAAUGAAGGCGACAGUGUCACGCCUACCAGCCCUCUCGACAGCAGCUCUAGCAGCAGCAGCAGCAGCAUCAGGAGCGCGGGCUUGCUGAAGAUGGGGGACAUGACAGCAGCAAGAUUUAAACAAGAGGAAACAGCAGCAGCAGCAAGAAGGAAGGAGGAGGCAAUGCUUGCUGCGCUGCAGACCCUCAGCAGCAGAUCUCUCACUCCUAAGGCCCAUUUGGGCUUCUCGGAUGCAGCGUCUCCGUCUUCGCCGAGCCCAGCAGCAGCAGCAGCAGUAGCAGCAGCAGCAGCAGCAAAGCCUGUUGCUGCUCCCUUCGUCAUUACCUGCGGCAGCUUCAGCAGCAUCGGAAAGAGGCAGCAAAUGGAAGAUACACAUUUAUGUCUCCUUGACUUUUCCCCGAACGCAGCGCUUUUUGGCGUAUUUGACGGCCACAACGGCAGCACUCUGUCGGAGUUUUGCAAGGCGAAUUUCCCCCGCGUGUUGGCGAAUAAUCUGGCUGUGCACAGCAGCAGCAGCAGCAGCAGCAGCAGCAAGAAGCACGGCAGUGGGCGGAAGCAUCGGGGGCGCCGCCACAGAAGCCGCAGCAGCAGCAGCAGCGAGAGCGACAGCGCAGAUGCGUCGCUGUCGGCAGCAGCAGCGGCGUCGCCAGCAGCAGCAGCAGCAACAGCAGCAGCAGCAGCAGCAAAAGUGGAAAAGGCCCUCACAGAUUCCUUUUUAGAAAUCGACAGCGACUACCUGCAGAGACACCCCGACGCACAAGACGGCAGCACCGCGCUGCUGCUGCUGCUGCGGUGGGCCCCGCCCUCGAAGCGGCGGCGGAAGCUGCAGCAGCAAGCUGCAACGCCCAGCACCACCAGCAGCAGCAGCAACAGCAGCAGCAGCAGCAACAGCAGCAGCAGCAGCAGCAGCAACAGCAGCAGUGGCAACGACAGCCUCAGGAGCCCCGGUGAAAAUAUGACGUACAGCGAAUACAGAAGGCAGCUGAAGUCACUUCAGAAGCAGCAAAACCAGAAGCAGCACCAGCAGAAGCAGCAGCAGCAGCAGCAGCAGCAGCAGCCGCAGCAGGUGGAUGCCGCUACAGCACCAGCAGAAGCAGCAGCAGAAGCAGCAGCAGAGCACGGGACUGCUGAACUGUUUGCUGCGCACGUUGGAGACAGCCGAGCGCUUCUUGUGUUCAGCCCAGGCAGUAGCAGCAGCAACGGCAGCAGCGACAGCAGCAGCAGCAGCAGCGACAGCAGCAGCAGCAGCAGCAGCAGCAGCGGGGGCUUUUUGCAGCUGACGGAGGACCACAAGCCAAACCGCCCGUCUGAGCUGGAGCGCAUUCAAAAGUGUGGGGGUUUUGUGAUGGUCUUGGGUUGCCACAGGGUAAGCAUUGGGAACACGGGCUUGUUUCUAGCCAUGUCAAGAUGCAUUGGGGACUUCGCGUUAAAAAGGGUUUCGAAGCAGCUGGUUCCAGCAGAGGCAGAAGUGACUCACAGGUCU
Messenger RNA from Eimeria tenella, 2034 nucleotides. RefSeq names its product protein phosphatase 2C, putative. Gene Ontology annotation, biological process: protein dephosphorylation. Lineage: Eukaryota; Apicomplexa; Conoidasida; Eucoccidiorida; Eimeriidae. The record is from RefSeq and is a predicted model, not a curated record. The transcript is spliced from 4 exons. Gene Ontology annotation, molecular function: protein serine/threonine phosphatase activity. The annotation marks the transcript as partial.